Molecule: messenger RNA, 1366 nt
Organism: Trichogramma pretiosum
Lineage: Eukaryota; Metazoa; Arthropoda; Insecta; Hymenoptera; Trichogrammatidae
Gene: Rpt4
Product: 26S proteasome regulatory subunit 10B
Exons: 7
Coding region: 69-1250 (393 amino acids)
Biological process (GO): positive regulation of RNA polymerase II transcription preinitiation complex assembly
Cellular component (GO): cytosolic proteasome complex; proteasome regulatory particle, base subcomplex
Molecular function (GO): ATP hydrolysis activity; proteasome-activating activity; ATP binding
Source: RefSeq, a predicted model, not a curated record
UGUGGACCUGCAAUUGUGUAUAUGUAUACAUCAGUCAAGUCGACGAUUAUACAGCAAAAUAAGCGAAAAUGUCGGCCAUUCCUGAAGUACCGAAAGAUAAAGCCCUCCAGGAUUAUAGGAAAAAACUCCUGGAGCAUAAAGAAGUAGAGUCUCGUUUGAAGGAAAUGAGAGAUCAUUUAAAGGAUCUAACUAAACAAUAUGACAAAUCUGAGAAUGACUUGAAAGCUCUACAAAGUGUUGGACAGAUUGUUGGUGAAGUUCUGAAACAAUUAACGGAAGAAAAAUUUAUUGUCAAGGCAACUAAUGGUCCUCGAUAUGUCGUUGGAUGUAGGCGUCAAUUAGAUAAAAAUAAGCUCAAGUCAGGAACCAGGGUCGCCCUUGACAUGACAACCCUUACAAUCAUGCGCUACCUACCAAGAGAAGUUGAUCCAUUAGUUUAUAAUAUGUCUCAUGAAGAUCCUGGUGAUGUUUCGUAUUCUGAAAUUGGUGGUCUAAGUGAACAGAUUCGAGAACUGAGGGAAGUUAUUGAAUUGCCUUUGCUAAAUCCAGAACUUUUCCAGAGAGUAGGAAUCACUCCACCUAAAGGUUGUUUGUUGUAUGGGCCUCCUGGUACAGGAAAAACAUUACUUGCCAGAGCAGUUGCAAGUCAAUUAGAUGCAAACUUUUUAAAAGUUGUCUCAAGUGCUAUCGUUGAUAAGUACAUUGGUGAAUCUGCCAGAUUAAUCAGAGAAAUGUUUAAUUAUGCAAGAGAUCAUCAACCUUGCAUAAUUUUCAUGGAUGAAAUUGAUGCUAUUGGUGGCCGAAGAUUUUCUGAAGGAACCAGUGCUGAUCGUGAAAUUCAAAGAACAUUAAUGGAAUUAUUAAAUCAAAUGGAUGGAUUUGAUUCUUUGGGACAAGUAAAAAUGAUUAUGGCUACAAAUAGACCUGACACUUUGGAUCCUGCUUUAUUGCGUCCUGGUCGUUUAGACAGAAAAAUUGAAAUUCCAUUGCCUAAUGAACAAGCUAGAUUAGAAAUUUUAAAAAUUCAUGCAAACCCGAUUGCCAAGCAUGGAGAGAUUGACUACGAAGCUGUUGUCAAACUAUCAGAUGGAUUCAAUGGAGCAGAUUUGAGAAAUGUUUGUACAGAAGCUGGACUUUUUGCUAUACGUUUAGAAAGAGAAUAUGUUAUACAGGAAGAUUUUAUGAAAGCUGUUAGAAAGGUAUCUGACAACAAAAAACUUGAAUCAAAGUUGGAUUACAAGCCUGUGUAAAAUUAUACCAUUUAAUCUUUAACUAUCAAAUAUCUCUGUGCAAGCUGGAACUAUAUUUAUGAAUAAUAUUUGUAAUAAGAAAUCAUUAAAUAAUUAAUUAAUUUUGAUUUAUUUUA